GGCUUUGGAGCUGUGUAGCCAGCCAGGGGGAUGGAGCACCUUAAACUCUUGAAAGAUCCCAACCUGCUGGGCAGAGUGCACCUGGACAAUUUUGUCCACCUUUCCUUUCUCUUGAGCAGUAAGCUCUGUUCCACCUUUGCCCCUUUAGCAGUCCCCUCGGUGUUAGGAAGUCUCUUAGACUGCCUUUCUUUUCUACAAGAAUAGCAGUAUGUGGAUCCCUAUUUUUCACAAGCAGCUGGAAUCUCAGUUUCUCCAGGUACUCUGCCUGUCUUAGCUUUCCAACCCCACUAAUAUCCAGAACUCCAUGCAAUGUAGGUUCUUGCUCCCAGAGCAGAUCUCCAGGGCUGGGUGUUCAGCAGUACUAGGCCUCCACUCCCUCCCUGCUCUGUUUCUCUUCCUCCCUCCAGUGAGCUAGGGUGGGGGAAGGGCUUGUGUCCCGCUGGAUCAAGGCUUUGGUACGUUACCCUGUCCCAUGAGGUCUGUUCUCUUCUCCAGGUGUAUGUAGUCUGGCCCAGCCUUCUUUCCUGUUGCUCUUUCAGGAUUAGUUGUAUUGAUUAUAUUUUCGUAUCAUAUGUGGUUUUAGGAGGAGGCCUCUAUCUCACCUCUCAUGCUGCCAUGUUUAAUCUCUCCUUUUGAAUAUUCUUUAAAAAACUGAGAUUAUAUGGACCAUGUGGUUUGCAGUCUGAUUUGUUUUAUUUCACUUUUUAUCAAAGCAUGUUUCCAUGUCUACAUCUUCAAAAAAUCUUUAUAAGCAUACUUUUAAUGCUCAGUACCAUGAUUUUGAUAUUCAUCUCUCUGGUUAUGGUCAUUUCCACUAUGGGGCUAUUUUCCAUGGUGUGUGGCUGGCUUUUGAUUAUCAGUGCAAACAGGGAUCUGAGUGCCUAGCUAAGUGGAAAUCAGACAAGCUCACUAGAACAAAUUUAUUAAAGAUUGUAUUGCAACUGCUCUCAAGGGCCCAGAGGGUGGUUGUUGGAGUUCCCUCUAUCUGCCUUCAUUCUGUGCCAUGGGCCAGGCAAGCAGCUAUGGAGAGAAUGGGCUCCCACAUCAGCUCUCCUUGAGAGAACCAAGAGCUGACAUCCCUGUAGGAUAAGACUGAGAGGAGAAUUUCCCAGUAAAGAUGCUGAGGCCAGAGAAGGGGUAUGACCUUCUUAGGGUCACUUAGAACAGGGCUAGAUCCCAGGUCUCUGGAUUCCUUCCCACCCCCAUGCAGGUCCUACUUCAUAUACUGAGGUACUUGGCACAGCUUGGAGUGGCAAAGAAAAGUCGAAGAAAAGAAUGAGGCUUGUGCCAGAAUAGGCUACUGUGUGGCUCUGGGGGAGCAAUUCAGUGCUCUGAACUUCAGGCAUCAUCUGUAAAUGGGGUUAUGAUAUAUAUAGGGGUCGUUAAGAAAUCAGGCCUAUAAUGGAAUCUAGAGGUGAAAACACUUGGUGCUCCAAAGCUGCUAUAAGAAUGGGGGUACAGAGGACCCACAAAAUUAGGUUUUCUUUUUGUCAGAACAUACAACAAACAUUAUGGAAGUCACGGGUGCAUUUCUGUCAUGCCUAUUACGGGGUGUUCGUGGAAUUCUUCCGUAAGUAAGGUCAACUGUAGACAGAGUCUAUUCUAAAACAGUUUUCUCCUUUGAAUCUCUUUUUUGAAGAGGCAGGAAAUAGCCGGCCUGCAGGAGAUGUCCAUUCAGGAGAUUCAGCCUGAAUGCUGAAUGUGAAUGCAGGCCCCACCCAGCAUGGGCUAAGGUCCAGUACAGGAAUGCUCCUGCAGACCGCCCUGCCGAAGGUCUGGGGAGCCCCUCAGGUUCUCAGCCUCAGCCAAAGAAGAGAAGAGGUUAAAAUGGCUUUAGAAUCAGAACUAGAAUCCAUGGCUUUCAGCCUGUAGGGAAUUUGAUACCAUCUCUUUUGUGGGCACUCUGUGGAACUGCAGCUCCCGCUGCAUUCAUGAGCCUGCUUGCUCAGGGCUGGCUGGUGAGCAGAGGGAAUUAAGCAAUACUGACCUCAGCCAGCCCAAGUGGGGGUUGGCUCAAAUGCGCUGGGCUGGGGGUGGGGAUGACUAGGUCUCACAAAGAAAAGAGUUCCUCCGCUGUUUCAGGAGCCAGUGGGAGAGAAGUACUCCAUGUGGGCCUCAAGGGCCUCAAAGAUGCUGGCAGUGCACUGAGAACACACAUGGGAGGCACAGCCCUCCCUCCCAAGGCACCAGUGAGGAAACAGUGCGGCAGAUAUCCCUGAGGCCUGGGUGCCUUGACUUGGCUUGGUUUUAUUUUUGUAUGACCACUGAAGUUUUUCCCUCUGGGGAGUUUGGGGUGCAAUCCCUGUGUCAUCUAGAUGUGUCUACAUAGGUCUGCCUGUGAAGGGCCACCUGGCCUGCGAGUGAAGCAGGAGCAUGGCUCGUGGGCGACCCCCAGGCUGUCCUUCUCUGUGUGGACCUGCCGCCCCCGCCCCAGACACUGACACACAUUCUUGGAAGUGUCCUGGGGUCUGGCCAUAUUCCUGAGCGCCCAGCCUGGGGAACCCAGAACUGCUCACUAAGUAAAGGCAGAAGGUGCUUUAUGAGAGCUGGUGGAUUCAGGGGUGAGGUUAAGUGUGAAGAGGAGAGAGAGGGGGAUGUUGAGGAGGAGGAAACAGUAGGGGCUUGGUCUCUAGGCCUUCACUGGUCCUGAGUGAACACGUGUCUUCUUUGGGCAAGGCCUGAGUCUUACCCCAGGUGGCUCUGGAAUUCUUGAGUGGUACAUCUAGAAGUCCACAAAAGGGGGACUCUCCAUCUCUGUACAAGUAUAUCUUAGUGCUCUUUCUCUCUCCCUGCUGACUUGCUCUUCAUCCAUCCAUCCAUCCAUCCAUCCAUCCACCCAUCCAGCCAUCCAUUGUUUAUUCAGAAAGUAUCUGCUUUAAGCCAGACAUUGUGCUGAGGCAGAAGAUAUGAAGAUAAAUGACACAGAUCCUGCCCCCAACGCGCGAAGUCUAGUGAUGCUCCCUGGGUGUCUGUGGGUCAGAGCAGGUGAUAGGUUCAGGGGAGAGUGAAGCACAAAGAAAUGUUCCUGUCCUGUGGGCUAAGUGCUCUGAUGAAGCUUGAGAGAAGCUGGUGCCCCCAGCCCAAGGAGUGAGGGGGUGCGUGGAGGCUCCAGGACAGGGCAUGUCUAAGGAGGGUCUGGAUUUUGUUGAGUAAAGUAAAGAGAAGCCACCAUGUAUCUAUUAGAAUUGCUGAAAACCAGCACCCUGACAAUAUCAAGUGCUGGUCAGGACGCAGAGCAGCUGGUGUGCUCACACCGUGCGGUGGGCAUGCACACUGAUAGCAUACAACCCAGCAAUCCUGUUCCUAUGGAUUUACCCAAGAGGAAUGAAACCAUGUCUACGCAAAAGCCUGGAUCCAAAUGCUUAUAGUAGCUUUAUUCAGAAUCACCCCAAACUGGAAACAACCCGAAUAUCCCUCAACUGUAGCUCGGAUUAAUAGAGAUGCAGCCAUACCUUGCAGUAGAGGACAGGUACUCACAGCUGCACGGGGGAAUCUCAGAGGCCUUAUGCUGAGGGCAAGGCAUCGAUCUCAAAGGGUUAUACACACUGCAAUUUCAUUUAUAUGACAUUCUGCAAAGAUGAAACCUUAGGGGCAGAGAGCAGGUGAUGGUUGCCAGGGAUAGGGAUGGAGAGGCUGCAACUACAAAGGGCAGUUCUGGAGUGAGGGAACCCUGAUUGUGGUGGUGUUUCUGUACAUGUGUUAAAACUUACAAAGCUGUACAUAGAAAUUCUAGGUUUACAGUAUUUAAACUUAAAAAUAAUAAUGAGAAGGAAAGACAGUCUAGCAGAGGGAACAGCAUGUGCAAAGCCCUGGAGGGAAAAGUGAUCUGUCAGAGGUGGCUGGAAGGGAGUUGGGGGGAACCCCCUUGAAAUGGGCUUGGAGGCAGAGCCCAGCUUUGGGCUGGGAGUGGUCUCAUCACCCUACAGGGGCUUUGUGUUGUUAUCCUGAGGGGGAACAUUUGCAUUUUAGAGCAGUUUUGGAGGGAGGGGAGACUGUAGGGAGUGAAAUGGAGGGGUGGUGUCUGGGGCUGAUGGGGACUCAGGUGGACAGCUGGAGGAACGGGGGGCCCCUGGGCUGGAGGUGGGGCGGGCAUGCUUGGGCAGCACCCCCAGCCCCUGGCCCCCGUGGAUGAGGUUCUUGGUCAGACCUCUGCCUGCCUUCCUCCUCUCUCCUCAUCUUCAUUUUUACUUACCUCAAGGUGUCCUUUAACUAGUCACACUAACAAGUGACCAUGAUAUAGAAAAAGCCUAUUUAAAAAUGGUACUCAUCAUUUUAAUUCUAUAAAAUAGAUUUUUAUGUUCUAUUUACAAGAAUCACAAAGUGACAUGUCUCCUUUAAUCCUCUGGCUGGGUUUUGCCACUAAAAUAAAAAUAGGAGAGAGAUAAUUGCAAUAAUAAGUGAGUUAUGCUGCUCACAUCGCCCUAGCUGCCUCGCUUGCCAUCCCUGGUGCCCUAGGGCCAGCUGGCGCAGGCACACAGCCCGCUCCUGGCCCAGGCCCCCCUCUGGCCCUGCUGGUGGGGGGCAGGGGCUUCAGCUGCUCCAGCUCUCCCAGCAUGACUUCCCACCUGCUGUGGGCGUGGGCGUGGGCUUCUGCUAAGUGGCCUCAGGAAAGAGCUGUGUGACAUGCUGUUUACUUGUGGGCAGUUUUUAUUUGGCUUCCCAGGGUGUUUGGUUCCAGGCGUGUUGUGCUUGCAAUGAGCAAAGAGCCUCUUCCAGAACCACUUGGAGAAUUCAAAACCUUCCAUCUUGGCUUGAGCGGUAGGCUCAUGGUUCCAUGGCUAGGAGCCAGGUGCUGUAGGGAUUUUUCCAGAGUCAGCACUGGUCAGUCAGCAGUGGGGAGGGGGCCAGACGAGAGGUGGGGAGAGAAGAAAGAGGAGAGUCGGAGCCAGAGAGGAAUGGAUGCCAGUUGAGGAGACAGAGGCUCGGAGGGCGUCGUGGCUCUGGAGAAGGCUGCGUGGCAAGAGGUGGUGGGUGAUGGCAUUUGGCGUCCUGAUGACUCUGUCCGUGGUGGCUGUCACCUGCUUCCUUGCACAGCAUCCAGCCGACAGCCUGGACCCUGGUCCUAAGGAGCCCCUGGGGAUAACCAGCGCCCCCAGUCCCCACAGCCAGCAGGCUCUGAGCCUCGGCCGCAGGCAGCAGGCAAGAAACCUGAGGUUCUGGACAGGCUGGGCCCUGCCCAGGAAUUCCAUCCUGGUGUGCACAGAGGAGCAAGGCCACGGAGGGAGAGUGGGCAGAAGCAGGCAGUCCCCAGGAGGAGACGGCAGACAUCCAAGAAGGGGCAGGAGGGAUAUUACUCUGGCGUCUCUAAGAGAUUUGCAACUCAGUACCUGGCGCCGUGUGCUCCUGAGGGAGGAGGAGGUCAGGAGCCCUGGACCCAAAGCCCUGGAUCCCCCCUGGCACAGCAGUCUCACUAGGGAGGCACAGAAUGGGACCAGCCCCCUGGUCAGUCCCCUAGCAGGGAGUGACAUGGCAGCUUUACAGGCUUGGAGAUCUACUGCUGGACAGACCACUUGGGCCUAUCCAGUGGAAGGCAGGGAUCUGUCAGGAGCUGGGAACAGGGACUUCACAGGUAGGCGACAAGCAGGAAGUCCCACUCCAGCUGCAGGGACUCAUCAAUGGCCUGGCUCUGUUGUGGAGCUGCAAGGAUCCAUCUGGUGUGAAGCUGAGACCCCUGGGCUGUCGUCCAGCCUGAGGAUUGUUGGGCAGGUUCCCCCAUGGCUCACAGAGCAGGACAUGCAGACCCUCCAGCUGUUGGCACAUGGGGAGGUGGUAGGCAAAGCCAGGGUCCCCGGCCACGGGCAGGUGCUGCAAGUCAGCUUCUCUGCGGAGGGUGCCCUUCAGGACGUGUCUCCUGGGCUCAGCCAGCUCUGCUCCCAGGGGCUCUGUGGUCUGAUCAAGAGGCCUGGGGACCUGUCCGAGGUCUUGUCCUUCCAUGUGGACCGUGUGCUGGGGCUUCACCGGAGCCUACCUGCGGUGGCCCGGAGCUUCCACAGCUCCCUGCUGCCCUACCGCUACACAGAUGGCAGCAUAAGGCCUGUCAUCUGGUGGGCACCCGAUGUGCGGCACCUGGGUGACCCGGAGGAUGACCAGAACUCUCUGGCCUUGGGCUGGCUGCAGUACCAGGCCCUGCUGGCCCGUGGCUGCAGCUGGCCAGGCCAGGCCCCAGGCCUAGGUAUCCAGCACACCGAGUGGGCACGUCUGGCACUCUUUGACUUCCUGCUGCAGGUCCAUGACCGCCUAGAUCGCUACUGCUGCGGCUUUGAGCCCGAGCCCUCCGACCCGUGUGUUGAAGAGAGGCUCCGAGAGAAAUGCCAGAACCCAGGAGAGCUGCGACUGGUCCACAUCCUGGUCCGGAACAGCGAUCCUUCCCAUCUGGUCUACAUCGAUAAUGCUGGCAACCUUCAGCACCCUGAGGACAAGCUGAACUUUCGGCUGCUGGAAGGCAUAGACGGGUUUCCUGAGUCUGUUGUGAAGAUUCUUGCAUCAGGGUGUCUACAGAAUAUGCUGCUCAAGUCGCUGCAGAUGGACCCGGUGUUCUGGGAAAGCCAAGGCGGGCAACAGGGGCUGAAGCAGGCUCUUCAGACCCUGGAGCGGCGGGCACAAGUCCUACUAGGAUACAUCCGGAAGCAUAACCUGACGCUCUUCAGGGACGGAGACCUGUGAGCUGCGCCGCUGCCCAGGCGGGGCGCUCCCCUCACUCGUGGGGCGCGUCACAACACAGCCUGAGUGGGUUGCCACCCAUCCUGAUGGUCACAUUUCCUGGGGUUCACCCAUCAUCAAGACAAAUGGGACAAGCCAGAAACCAGAAGGGCACCGUGAAGGUCAUGGCAUGUGUCAUCUGCUUGGAAUGGUGAAGGUGGUUGUGGAUUUUCAGUAUCACCACAUUCCUUUCUAACUUCUCAGUUCUGGCUAUUACUCCCUUGCACCAAUAAAUGCAUUCAAGAAUGUUCUACGAA
Messenger RNA from Manis pentadactyla (Chinese pangolin), 6956 nucleotides. It is a transcript of the gene GASK1A, whose product is annotated as golgi associated kinase 1A. NCBI's taxonomy places the organism in Eukaryota, Metazoa, Chordata, Mammalia, Pholidota, Manidae. The transcript has 5 exons. Bases 4900 to 6663 code for a protein of 587 amino acids. The record is from RefSeq and is a predicted model, not a curated record. Gene Ontology annotation, cellular component: Golgi apparatus.